AUGAACAAGUCCACUACGCAGCUGACUGGUGCUGUGCAACAAGAAGUGCCGCAAGCCCAUCCACCAGUUCAACUCCCCAAGUCAAUGAUCAUAUCGAGGCGGACUCGAACUUCCUCCGCCUCCCAGGCUCUCACAAUCCUCUUGGAGCUACCUACCGAUCUCCGACGCCGUCCAGACAGCGACGUUGCUGUGAUUGUGUGGCCUACUGAAAUGACAGAUACGAUAAUCCCAGCCGGUAAUCGGCUUCCUGCCAUGUGCCCCUCCAAGUCAGUAGGCGGAAUGCGUCUUGAAUAUCCACCAGGAUACAGAUCCUGCGGUCGUGUUAUGGAUCCCCAGGAUGAUGCCGCCGAUUAUGAGUAUUUGACGCUUGAGUCACUACGGUUCUAA
Aspergillus nidulans FGSC A4 is the source of this 387-nucleotide messenger RNA. RefSeq lists its product as uncharacterized. The coding region runs from base 1 to 387 and encodes 128 amino acids. The record is from RefSeq and is a predicted model, not a curated record. NCBI's taxonomy places the organism in Eukaryota, Fungi, Ascomycota, Eurotiomycetes, Eurotiales, Aspergillaceae. The transcript is spliced from 2 exons.